This is a messenger RNA of Vanderwaltozyma polyspora DSM 70294, 927 nucleotides long. Its product is annotated as sterol desaturase family protein. Gene Ontology annotation, biological process: ergosterol biosynthetic process. The transcript has a single exon. The coding region runs from base 1 to 927 and encodes 308 amino acids. NCBI's taxonomy places the organism in Eukaryota, Fungi, Ascomycota, Saccharomycetes, Saccharomycetales, Saccharomycetaceae. Gene Ontology annotation, molecular function: iron ion binding; C-4 methylsterol oxidase activity. The record is from RefSeq and is a predicted model, not a curated record.
AUGUCGCAAGUUUUCGGUAAUACUACCCUUUCCAAUUUAAUAAGAGACACUACCUAUUCUGCAACUUUACAAAAUGUUAAAGAAUUUCAACCUCAAUUGGGUUUCAUGGAAACUCAUUGGGCUGCCUACUAUUUAUUCAUGAAUAAUGAUAAAUUGGCUACUGGGUUGAUGUUUUUUUUACUACAUGAAUUCAUGUAUUUCUUCAGAUGUUUGCCUUGGUUCAUUAUAGAUCAGAUUCCUUAUUUUAGAAGAUGGAAAAUUCAACCAACAAAAAUACCUUCUGUCAAAGAACAAUGGCAUUGCUUCAAAUCUGUUCUAUUAUCCCAUUUCUUAGUAGAAGCCAUCCCAAUCUGGACUUUCCACCCAAUGUGUGAAAAAUUAGGUAUUUCCGUACAAGUUCCAUUUCCUUCUAUCUCAAGACAAACUUUUGAAAUCUGCUUAUUCUUUGUAUUAGAAGAUAUGUGGCAUUACUGGGCUCACCGUUUAUUCCAUUACGGUGUCUUUUACAAGUACAUUCACAAACAACACCAUAGAUACGCUGCUCCAUUCGGUUUGGCCGCUGAAUAUGCUCACCCAAUGGAAACAAUGACUUUGGGUUUCGGUACCGUUGGUAUGCCAAUUCUAUAUGUCAUGUAUACUGGGAACUUACAUCUAUUCACAUUAUGUCUUUGGAUCACUUUAAGAUUAUUCCAAGCCGUUGAUGCUCAUUCAGGUUAUCAUUUCCCAUGGUCUUUGUGCAAUUUUAUGCCGUUCUGGGCAGGCGCCGAACAUCAUGACUUACAUCACCAUUUUUUUAUUGGUAACUAUGCUUCCUCUUUCAGAUGGUGGGAUUUCUGUUUGGACACUGAAGCUGGCCCAGACGCAAAAUUAUCAAGAGAAGAAAAAAUGAAGAGUGUUGCGGCUAAAAAUAUCAAAAAGAAGAAUUAG